AUGGAAUCAGACGAACGACCGGCAAAGAUUCGCAAGCUCAGCAGCCACCAUGAGCGCGAUACGCUGCCUGCUCAAUCGACCACUUCUGUCGACACUCCCACGGAUACUCUCAUCCAAGACGCUGCUGAAAAUGCCCCUCUGCCACCUACAACAGCAUCCACCACAACCGAGACUGAAGCUCCCAACCCACCCCUCUCCAAGUCCAUGCAAAAGAAACUCCGCAAACAAGCCGAAUGGGACGCCAAAAAAGAAGACCGCAAAAUCUGGCGCAAGGAAAAGAAUCAAGCAAAGAAAGAGCGCAAGCGCGAAGAAAAACGCACAAACCCCGAGGCAUGGAAGGAAAAGCAAAAGCAAUGGGUCAAACCUACAAUGUUACCCAUUACGCUUCUCAUCGACUGCGAUUUCGACAACCUGAUGAGAGACAAUGAACGUAUUUCUCUGGGAGGUCAAUUGACGAGAUGUUAUUCUGAUAAUAAGAAUGCGCCGUUCAGGGCUCAUCUUGCGGUGUGCAGUUUCAAUGGCAAGUUGAGGGAGAGGUUUGAUGGUGUUUUGAAUAAGAGCUAUCAGAAUUGGAAGGGUGUGAGGUUUUUGGACGAGGACUUUGUGGUUGCGAGUGAAAAGGCAAAGGAGUGGAUGGCUGAUGACAAAAGAGGUGGGAAACUUGCUGGUGUGUUUGAGAAGUAUGCUCCUGCCACCCUUCACGCCCAAGCCGAAACAAUCUACCUCUCCGCCGACAGCGACUACACCCUCACAGAACUAAAACCCUUCAGCACCUACAUAAUCGGCGGCCUCGUCGACAAAAACCGCGAAAAGGGUAUUUGCGCCGCACGCGCCGCUGCCGCAGGAGUAAAAACCGCUCGCUUGCCAAUUGGCGAUUACUUGGCCAUGGCAAGCAGAAAAGUACUUACGACUAAUCAUGUGCAUGAGAUUAUGCUCAAGUGGUUGGAAUGUGGGGAUUGGGGUGAGGCGUUCAUGAAGGUGAUUCCGAAGAGGAAGGGAGGACAGCUUAAGGGGUAUGCGGGUGAGGGUGGAGAGGAUGUGGAUGGGGAGGGUGAUGCUGAUGAGGAGAAUGAUCAUGUUGAAGAGAUUGAGGAGAGAGAGGAGGAAGAGGCUGAGGAAGAGAAUGAGGCCGUUGAGCAAACUGCUGGAGCUGAAAAGAUCGAGUAG
Aureobasidium melanogenum CBS 110374 is the source of this 1167-nucleotide messenger RNA. RefSeq lists its product as uncharacterized. Bases 1 to 1167 code for a protein of 388 amino acids. Lineage: Eukaryota; Fungi; Ascomycota; Dothideomycetes; Dothideales; Saccotheciaceae. Gene Ontology annotation, cellular component: nucleus. Gene Ontology annotation, biological process: tRNA N1-guanine methylation. The transcript has 3 exons. The record is from RefSeq and is a predicted model, not a curated record. Gene Ontology annotation, molecular function: tRNA binding.